AAAUUGAAAAAGAGUAAAACCCCGUCAAAGCGCCAUGCAUGUUAUCAUAGCAACUAUGGCAAGAAACAAUUGGGAGCCUUUUUCGGUGGCUUCGGGUUGGCGGUGUAUUGUGCGUACAUGUAGGUGUAGCCCUGCGCGGCUUUUCAUCAGAGACUUUUCCGACCCUUCUAUUUUUCCGGAAUUUAUUUUGGUGCUGAUGGGCACAAAGCGCAGACGGUCUUGUAUUAGUGAUGAGAAUGUGGAAAGUCUCUCAGUUCCACCAGGUUUUGUGUCUCUUACAUCCUUCCUACUGAAGAGAGUAGAAAAAAGUGAAGAAAUAAAUAAUUCCAUGUCCUUCGUGAGUGCAUCUAAACAAGAGCCAAUCAAGAUGGACACCUUGUCAGACAUGACUGAUAUUGCGGAUUUGAAGACAUCGCUUAAACGAAGACCAUGGAUACUUUUUGACCAAAGCAAUCAUAGCCCGGAGGAAUUGGAAUCAGGACAGUUUGAUAUGGUGGGUCUCCCUAAAACUUGCCUUCCAAAAGGAGUUAUUCGAGGAUGGCCAGAUUGUAAUAACUGUCUAAAGUAUUUUGAACAGGUAACAGCAAGGUGGCGUCCUGAAGAGGCAGGCGGGAAUAUCAUGGAGGAGGCUCCUGUUUUCCAUCCCACAGAAGAGGAAUUUGAAGACAGUGUUGAGUAUAUUGCGAGUAUACGCCCUAAAGUAGAAGCAUAUGGAAUUUGUCGUAUUGUUCCUCCUCCGUCAUGGCAACCUCCCUGCCUAAUAAAGGAAAAGAACAUAUGGGAAGAUUCUACCUUUGUCACUCAUAUUCAGCGGAUAGAUGGGCUUCAAAAUCAGUAUUCACAGAGUAAAAUUGCUAGGUUUCAUGGAAAUAUGAAGGGUAAGAGGAGGAGUUUGAGGAUAAGUUCAAAGAAUGGCUAUAGUGAUGAAGAUACCACAAACCCCUAUGAUGUUGGAAGCUUUGAGCCUGAUCAUGGUCCAGAAUAUACACUUGAAACUUUUAAGAGAUAUGCAGAUGAUUUCAAGUGCCAAUAUUUUUGCAGUGGAACUAAGGUUACAGGUCCAGAUAAAAACUCAACUGCAUUUCAAGAGCAGGUGGAACCAUCGGUGGAAGACAUUGAGGGUGAAUACAUACGUAUUGUUGAGAAUCCAACUGAAGAAAUUGAGGUGCUUUGUAGUGCAAACCUGGACACUCGAAUUUUUUGCAGUGGAUUUCCAGGAGUAUCUAAUUCAGUCGAGAUAUCUGGUCAUCCCAAGUAUUCAAAAUCAAGCUGGAACUUAAACAAUAUUCCUAAACUGCCUGCUUCUCUUCUUUCUUUUGAAAGCCUGGAGACGUCUCAUAUCUUACUGCCUCAACUUUGUGUAGGAAUGUGUUUUUCUUCACGUCAUUGGAAAGCUGAAGAGCACCACUUAUACUUGUUGUGUUACAUGCAUUUGGGUGCUCCUAAAAUAUGGAAUUGCGUUCCAGGGAGCUAUAAUAUUAAGUUUCAGGCGGCUAUGAAGAAACACUUUCCAGACCUGUUAGUUGAACAACCUGAGUUGGGUCAUAGGCUGGUUACUGAACUAUCUGCCCCCAGGUUGAAGUCAGAGGGUAUACCAGUCUAUCGUUGCAUUCAAUAUCCUAGGGAGUUUGUUCUUGUUCUCCCAGGAGCAUAUCAUACAGGAUUUGAUUGUGGCUUCAAUUGUGCUGAGAUGGUAAAUUUUGCCCCCCUUGACUGGUUGCCCUUUGGGCAGAAUGCUGUAGAACUUUACCGCGAGCAGGGGAGAAUGACGUCAAUAUCCCAUGAUAAGCUGUUGCUCGGGGCAGCCAGGGAAGCUGUGAGGGCCAGGUGGGAAGUCGCACUGCGUGGGAAUAACACAUUGGAUAAUUUGAGAUGGAAAGAUGCGUGUGGAGUGGAUGGGAUCUUAGCAAAAUCAUUCAAGUCACGUAUUAAGUGUGAGGGCAUUACCAGAAAGUAUCUCUGCAAAUCUUCGGAGAAGCGAAAGAUGAGCAAAGAUUUUGAUACCACCAGCAAAAAGCAAUGCACAGUAUGCCUCUCCGACUUACACUUCUCUGCAGCAGGUUGCCAAUGUAAUCCAAACAAUUUUUCAUGUUUGAAUCAUGCAAAGCAGCUCUGUUCUUGCUCUUGGAGCGAAAAGUUUUUCCUCUUUCGUUACGAAAUGAACGAGUUAGAACUUCUUCUGGAAGCUUUGGAAGGAAAAUUAAGUGCAGUCUACAGAUGGGCUAAAGAAGAUCUUGGACUGUCUCUGGACUCUUCUGUCUCCAAAAGUAGUACACAAAAAUCAGGGCUUGUAGGUGGUUUACCAUCCCAUGCAGAAGAAUCAAAGCAAAAGGAGCACAAAUCGCAAGAUGUGGGAAAACCAGAUGGCAUUGGUACGAAUUCUACUUCAAGAAUCAAGGCAGAAAUAAAGGCACGUCUGCUCCAAUAUAAACUGGUUAACGAAUUGAAAGCAAAAGAAAUCCCUGUAGAAAGCCAAUAUGUAGCAACACGAAGCAGCAUCAAUAGUAUUUCUGCUUCUGCCAUCGAGACAGAAAGGAAGGCACAUAUCUUCCAAUCAACAAUGUUAGACAAACCAAAAGAAAAAGAUAACACCACGGUAUCUACAGUUGUUUCAAGUGCGAGAGAAGAUGAUACUUCAUUUUUGCAGACAAGUGUGAUAUUUGAAGUUUCUUCAGAAAGCACAAGCCUGUCAAGUUCCUCAGAAUCUGCAGACGAGACGUCAGAUCUUGUCUUUUAGUUCAGCCGAAAUCGGUCCUCUAUAGGUAGAGAAGUUGCACUUUCUGAGUCUUCAAAGGAUGCUGGCAGACGGUGCUCAGAAGUAAAAACUACUGACAGUGAGCACGGUAGAAUUUUCAUGUUUAGGCAGAAUAUAAUUAACUAAAAUAGUAAGUAUAGACAUAUGAUACUUCCUAUUGACCUGAAUAUAUAUGGUGAAUAUAAUCUUGCAGUGUCGAAGAUGGAUAAGUUUUACUCUUUAUAAUUAUUCUAAGAGAUUCUAAUUAUACUAUUGACUAGUCGAUUUGGAGUAA
Messenger RNA from Juglans microcarpa x Juglans regia, 3029 nucleotides. Its product is annotated as putative lysine-specific demethylase JMJ16. The coding region runs from base 35 to 2737 and encodes 900 amino acids. NCBI's taxonomy places the organism in Eukaryota, Viridiplantae, Streptophyta, Magnoliopsida, Fagales, Juglandaceae. The record is from RefSeq and is a predicted model, not a curated record. Gene Ontology annotation, cellular component: nucleus. The transcript has 10 exons. Gene Ontology annotation, biological process: chromatin remodeling. Gene Ontology annotation, molecular function: histone H3K4me/H3K4me2/H3K4me3 demethylase activity.